Messenger RNA from Sphaeroforma arctica JP610, 610 nucleotides. RefSeq lists its product as hypothetical. The annotation marks the transcript as partial. NCBI's taxonomy places the organism in Eukaryota, Ichthyosporea, Ichthyophonida. The record is from RefSeq and is a predicted model, not a curated record. The transcript has a single exon.
GGACUAUAUCAAGAAUAUAUGUAAAUAAUCUCAAGAUAAACAUCAUUAUCCGUGAAUUGCAUCAACCCUCCAGUAUUAAAGCCUCUCAAGAUGAAGCAAAGCUCAUUACGCACUGCGUUUGUUCCACGGAAGCGGGCAUCGAACGAUCCCAGGGCAUCUGUUCACGUCGCUACUAAGCGGUUGGUAGAUACAAGUGCAAAUAAGACAAGUAGUUUGGCCCAAAUAGAUAUAGAUAUAGACGCAAAUCAGACAAAUAUACAAUUGCCGGCAGAUAUAAACGAAGACACGAGCUUAGAGAUAGGAACGUGUAGGAAGAGAACGGAUGUCAAUGGAGGUGGAGUAGGAGUGGAUGGUGAUGAUGUGCGACCACGUAUGGGCGAAGCUAGUACAGGACUAGAAAUGGAGGCAGAUGGGAGUGUUGCUAGGGAGAGGUUGGAGACGACGGGGUCAGAGCCGGGUAUAGGUCGGCGUGUUCCACCGGAAAUGUCCACUAAAACGAAACGAAGGAAAGCUAAAAGUAAAGGAGACGGCACACUGAAAGCGUGGCUAUCCUCUGCUUCAGUAAGCAGUGCGGGGGUGCCGAAGAAAAGAACCACUACUGACUCCUUGG